Messenger RNA from Cutaneotrichosporon cavernicola, 633 nucleotides. RefSeq lists its product as uncharacterized. The transcript has 5 exons. The coding region runs from base 1 to 633 and encodes 210 amino acids. The record is from RefSeq and is a predicted model, not a curated record. Gene Ontology annotation, biological process: endoplasmic reticulum to Golgi vesicle-mediated transport; protein retention in ER lumen; intracellular protein transport. Gene Ontology annotation, cellular component: Golgi apparatus; endoplasmic reticulum; endoplasmic reticulum-Golgi intermediate compartment. NCBI's taxonomy places the organism in Eukaryota, Fungi, Basidiomycota, Tremellomycetes, Trichosporonales, Trichosporonaceae.
AUGCGCGUCCUCCUCUCGGUGGUCGCGUCCCUCCUCCUCCUGGCUGGCGCGCACGCGACUGCGCUCACUACCAUCCUCAAGGCGGGCGAGAAGGCGUGCUAUUAUGCUGAUGUUGAUGGUGCUGGCGAGAAAGUCGGCUUCUACUUUGCCAUCCAAUCCGGCGGCAACUUUGAGAUUGACUGGGUCGUGAUGGACCCCGAGGACAGGAUUAUCAUCGAGGGCGACAACGAGCGGCAAGGCGACUACAUCUUCACGGCUAAGCAAAUUGGAGAGUACUCGUUCUGCUUUGCCAACGAAGCGGCGGGCACGGAUAAGCUGAUUGACUUUGACAUCAUGGUCGAGUCUGAACCUCGCCACGUCCUCUCGGCAUCGCAGGCACCGCUCAAGGACCACACCUCGGCCCUCGAGGAGAGCACGUACAAGAUCAACGGGUUACUCUCCAGCAUCCAGCGUCUGCAGAAGUACUUCCACACCCGCCACCACCGCAAUUACUCGACCGUGCUGUCGACCCAGAGCCGUCUGUUCUGGUUCACCAUUCUCGAGUGUGUCGCCGUCGUCGCCAUGUCUCUGGCACAGAUCUGGAUCCUCAAGACGUUCUUCUCGCGCUCGGGCAGCCGAAGGUUCCGCGUCUGA